Ochotona curzoniae (black-lipped pika) is the source of this 2727-nucleotide messenger RNA. RefSeq names its product zinc finger DHHC-type palmitoyltransferase 18 (gene ZDHHC18). Gene Ontology annotation, molecular function: protein-cysteine S-palmitoyltransferase activity. The record is from RefSeq and is a predicted model, not a curated record. Lineage: Eukaryota; Metazoa; Chordata; Mammalia; Lagomorpha; Ochotonidae. The transcript is spliced from 8 exons. Gene Ontology annotation, cellular component: Golgi apparatus; endoplasmic reticulum. The coding region runs from base 16 to 1155 and encodes 379 amino acids. Gene Ontology annotation, biological process: peptidyl-L-cysteine S-palmitoylation; protein targeting to membrane.
CCCGCGGCCGGCCGCAUGAAGGACUGCGAGUACCAGCAGAUCAGCCCCGGGGCUGCCCCGCCGCCCGCCUCCCCCGGGGCGCACCGCCCCGGCCCCGCCGCGCCCCCCGUCCCGGGCCCCGGGCCCGCAUCCGUCGCCCCCGCAGCACCGCGCUGGAGCGGCAGCGGGAGCCUCGGCCGCCGCCCGCGGCGCAAGUGGGAGGUGUUCCCGGGCCGCAACCGCUUCUAUUGCGGCGGCCGCCUCAUGCUGGCCGGCCACGGCGGCGUCUUCGCGCUCACGCUGCUGCUCAUCCUCACCACCACCAUCCUCUUCUUCGUCUUCGACUGUCCCUUCCUGGCCUGCCAGCUGACCCUGGCCAUCCCCAUCAUCGCUGCCAUCCUCUUCUUCUUCGUCAUGAGCUGCCUGCUGCAGACAAGUUUCACCGACCCUGGCAUCCUUCCCCGGGCCACGGUCUGCGAAGCGGCUGCCCUGGAGAAGCAGAUCGACAACACAGGCAGUUCCACGUACCGGCCGCCCCCUCGGACGCGGGAGGUGAUGAUCAAUGGACAGAUGGUGAAACUCAAAUACUGCUUCACCUGCAAGAUGUUCCGGCCACCCCGGACCUCCCACUGCAGCGUCUGCGACAAUUGCGUGGAGCGGUUUGACCAUCACUGCCCCUGGGUGGGCAACUGUGUGGGGAAACGGAACUACCGCUUCUUCUACGCGUUCAUCCUCUCCCUCUCGUUCCUGACGGCCUUCAUCUUCGCCUGCGUGGUCACCCACCUGACGCUACGCUCUCAGCGAAGCAACUUCCUCUCCACUUUGAAGGAGACACCUGCCAGCGUGCUGGAGCUGGUCAUUUGCUUCUUCUCCAUCUGGUCCAUCCUGGGCCUCUCAGGGUUUCACACAUACCUCGUCGCCUCCAACCUGACGACUAAUGAAGAUAUCAAAGGCUCGUGGUCCAGCAAGAGGGGCGGUGAGGCCUCUGUCAACCCCUACAGCCAUAAAAGUAUUAUCACCAACUGCUGUGCUGUGCUCUGUGGCCCCCUACCCCCCAGCCUGAUUGACCGGAGGGGAUUUGUGCAGCCGGACACCGUGUUGCCCUCGCCCGUCAGAAGUGAUGAGCCAGCCUGCAGAGCCAAGCCUGAUGCCCGCAUGGUAGGAGGCCACCCCUGAGAGGGGCUCAGUACUUGCCACAUGCUGGUCUGUCCACUCCUCCGCACUCACCCGCGCUCCACACCUGCCGGGACCCUUCCCAUUCCAUCCAAGAGAAGCAGAGCUGCCAGAGACUCAAGUCAUUUUGUAUUUAUUUCCUGCCCCGCGUGGCUUUCCUCCAACUGCUGUGGCUGUACCCUCUGCUCCCCAAGUCCAGGUUCCCGCUGCCGAGGGGACCAUGCCAAGUCCCUGCCUGUGUGAGUGAGGGUGCAGACUGAGCGUGAGGCCUCCCAGUGGGGGGCACUGCUUGGGCCUCUGGUGAUGCAGGACUGCAGGGCAGGAAGCCCCCUCCCUUCCCCCGGGAGCUGCUGUGGUUAGGGGCUCCUGCACUCACUUCUCCUCACGGGUGCUCAUUUCUCCUGGUAUGGAAUUGACCAGUAGGAAUAGUGCUGGGGUUCCGUGGAGGGAACAGGGUUGGGGGGCCAGGAGACAGCGUGUGUCACAGAAAGCCCAGUGGACACCCAAAACUUCACCCUCUGUACACCCUCCCAUCCAAGGGGGGACUUUCUUAAGGGACCCCAGCCAUUACCUCCUGACCCCCACACUUCCCACCUAAGUAAGGACUCGGGCAGGGUAGUUUAUAUUCUUACUGGCAAUACUUGAAAUGGGUUUACUAAUGCUGGGUAUUUUGCACAAUUUUAUAAAGCUUUUUCUACAUAGCAUUUUUAAGUGGAAGGAUAAGACAGUUAGUUAUAUGGCUAUCACUGUAGUGCCAGGCAAAGGCUUGUCGGAAGGCUGGCUGGUUGUCGUAAUUUAUUAUAGGAGACCUGGCUGUGAAAGAAGGGGCGUAUGUGUGCGUAUGUGUAUGUGCGCAUUUGGUCACAUGUGCCCUUGUACAAGUGUGACUGGCUCCCAUAUUCCCUGGCUGCCCCACCCCCUGAGCCAUGGAGACAGGGAGUAACUGGUCCUAAGAGACCCCUGGGAUCGGGCUACCCGUGGCCCCCAGCCUCAAGUCAGGCGUCCAGCUGGGAUCUGCCCAGACAGGCGGGCAAGUGGGCGGGUGGGUAGGUGGGGUGAUGGCUGCUGUUCUGUAAACCACACGCCCUCUCCCAUGCUCUGUAGUCUGGGACCCAGUGCCAGAGACUGGAGGACAGGAUGUGUUUGUGCCAACGGGGGGGGGGUCCAUCCCGAGGAAAAGACAAGAGAAGCAGCAGGGUGGGCCUAGAGGCGAGUGGGGAAGGGUCCCAGUCUGGGCCAGGAAUGCAGGCCGUCCCUGUGGUGGGAGCUGUAGUUUCCCAUCCAGUAGGCAGAGAAUUGUACCGAAAGCACCCCUCUUCACCCUUCUGGGAGCCUGAAGCCUUGGAAAAUGACGUAGGAAGUCACUGGCCCUUGCCCUGCCUUGCUGCAGAAGCUUCCAGGUCACAGCUGGGCAGUGGCAGCCACAGAGGGGCCUGCUGUGGGAGAAGCAGCUUUGCCCCACCCCAGGGCCCUGGGAACAGGGAGGGAGCCAGCCAGAGGGAGGGGCUCCCAUGGGCCUCUUAGUUCAGCCAGUAUCCUUUGUUCCUGCUUGUAAUAAAACUUUGGUUUUGAAGA